CAUGCGUGAAAGGGCUAAAUUAACAACCAGAAUUCUGUGUUAAUGUGUCCAAAUGGAUGCUUAGCUCAUACCAGUUGUCUCCAUUUUUUUCGCAGUUGUGCCUCUGAAAUCUACCUCUUAUCCAAAGAGGAAUAUGACUAAUAUAUGAAGUUUUCACAGUAUGUUUAUACUCCAUUAUUGUCUUUAUGAAGUUUAAUUUGUGUGCAUUGGUUUCAGCAUCUUUAUUUCUGUGAAUGUGUGUGUAAAGAUUAAUUUGUGUUUGUGCUAAUGUUCCUAUUCUGUUAUGUGUGAGUGAGUUUAUGCAUGUUCUCUGUGUGUAAGUCUGGUCAUUUGUAGCCGGUCGCCUUGGUAUAUGGGAACAAAGGGAUUUGGGGAGCUGAGAGCAGAGGCAUCCGGUGUGUGUGGUGAUGCAUGCCCUCGAGAACCCUGGAUGUGGGUAAGCGACGCUGCGGUUCCACAUUCCCCUAAACAAGACGUGAUGUCAGAGAAUGACUCACGGCAGUUAAGUCGAAGUUUGUGGACUGUGACCUGGGUCUAUCCCAUGGGGUGACUCUCAAGAAAACACAGGAGGCCUGAGUACAGAGGAAACAGAGGCAGGGAAAGGGAUGAGAGAAGAAAAGGAGAAGGGAGGGUGUGAGAGUAGGAGAGAGGGGUGAGUGGGAGAGAAACAGAGAGACGGGGGUGAGGGAGAGAGAGAGAUGAAAAAUGUCCCAGAUUCCCAUGGUAUUUAUUAGACAGUGAAACAAAACUAAACGGAAGGACAUUGUGCAGGAGACAGUGUUCUGGGAAUGAGUGAUUCUUUGAAUGGAGGAAACUCCACUUGAAAUAUUUCAUAAGUUACCUCUUUUCAACUUCCGCCACAUCAGAGCUUGGGAAAAAGAAGUUUUUUUUUCUUUUAACUGUGUUGCCACUGAAGUAUCAGCGCAGAUUUUUGUGUAGCUGAAGAGGGAGACUUGGCCAUCGUCCUGUACAUGCGGUGUUUGGACAACCCUGAGCCUUUCACCAGUACAGCGCGCGAGAGAGAUGUACCUGUACAAAGCUUCAUGCGCUGAUAUCCCAACACCCAAACCAAAAGGGGUCCAGAAGCAGGACCGACCUCUCUCCAAGCUUCAGAGGCCUGUCGGGAGGGCAUACCCCCCCACAGUGUGUUGGGGUGGGCUGAAGCCCAGCAACCAUCUGGAGAUGAAACAUCUGGAGGAGUUCCUCAGCAUGCAUGGGCUGUCGCUGCAUGACUCUGUGCGAGCCACAAGCAGGAUGGUAUACAGGAACCUUGGAAAAUCAGGACUGCGGGUGUCAUGUCUAGGGCUGGGUACCUGGGUAACUUUUGGAGGUCAGAUUUCAGAUGAGGUCGCUGAGCAGCUCAUGACUAUCGCCUAUGAAAGUGGGGUCAACUUGUUUGACACAGCGGAGGUUUAUGCUGCUGGAAGAGCUGAGGUAAUUCUGGGCAAUAUCAUCAAGAAAAAGUGCUGGAGGCGAUCCAGUCUUGUCAUCACUACUAAGCUGUACUGGGGAGGAAAGGCAGAGACUGAGAGAGGGCUCUCCAGGAAGCACAUCAUUGAAGGACUCAAAGGCUCCCUCCAGAGGAUGCAGUUGGAAUAUGUGGAUGUGGUCUUUGCCAACCGGCCAGACAACAACACACCGAUGGAGGAGAUCGUGAGGGCCAUGACCUACGUAAUAAACCAAGGCAUGUCCAUGUACUGGGGCACAUCGCGAUGGGCAGCUAUGGAAAUCAUGGAGGCGUACUCUGUGGCCCGCCAGUUCAACAUGAUCCCACCUGUGUGUGAACAGGCAGAGUACCACAUGUUCCAGAGGGAGAAGGUGGAGGUGCAGCUGCCUGAACUCUACCACAAGAUUGGUGUCGGUGCCAUGACGUGGUCUCCUCUAGCCUGCGGCAUCAUCACUGGAAAGUAUGAGAAUGGAAUUCCGGAAGCUUCCAGGGCCUCCAUGAAGUCGUACCAGUGGCUCAAGGACAAGAUAGUGAGCGAGGAUGGCAGGAAGCAGCAGGCCAAGCUGAAGGAGCUUGCUCAUGUUGCAGAGAAGCUGAGCUGUACUCUGCCUCAGCUGGCUGUGGCCUGGUGCCUCCGGAAUGAGGGUGUGAGCUCUGUGCUCUUGGGAACCUCAAACCCAGAACAGCUGACGGAGAACCUGGGGGCGAUACAGGUCCUCCCAAAGAUGACCUCUCAUGUGGUGUCUGACAUCGACCACAUACUGGGAAACCGGCCCUACAGUAAGAAGGACUACCGCUCGUAGAGUCCGUGUGAUGGGGGUCCAGGAGGCUCAGGGUGGGGGCCUACACCUGGGUGGCCACACACAGACCCCGCCCCCGGCUUCCUGGCCCAGCAUCUAAAGUGGAUUUUUUUUCCGUUACCCUAACUGCAUGCCUGCGCAGAAAAUGUGUGCCUGAACUAUUUCUGUAGCACAUCGGAUGAAGAUCCAAGGAAGACAUAGAAUUUGAAACACUUUCUGUACCUCAGUACAUUACAGUAGGUUAACCCGUAAAGCCGCAUUUGCUAUCCUGACCCCAGCGCUCUUGCUCGAUCUGCAGCCGCGUGACGUAGUGCGAGGGGAAAGGGGAAAGGCCGUCACCAGUCUGGGAGGGCGGAGUCAGCUCCCAGCGUCCUGCUCAGUGCAGACGGAAAACCGCAGCUUUGCUUUAGUAACCCUGAAGGACGCAACCCCUUCGUUUGCAUCUGUAGGAGAGAAUGCGGCCUCCUCUUUGCCUGUGUAUUUUAAUCGCCUUGAAUGCUAAUGUUCAUCUGAAUGCUGUAGCUGCUACAUGUUGAUCCGAGACCAAGGUUGGUGACUGUGUGUGACCAGAGGGCUGAGGUAUCAAUCCUAUAUAUAUAUAAAUAUAUAUACAUAUAAAUAUAUAUAUAAAUAUAAGAUGUACUCAAGUUUGUAUUUUAGGUGAGAACUUUAUGUUAAACGAUGUAAAAUAUCCCAAGCUGACCUCAAAGCCUUCCCGCAGAUUAAAUGUAUAUUGUAUAUAUUUUGAAAAAAUAUAUAUGUACAGAUUCCUCCUAUCAACUGCACAGUGACAACUUGUAAGACGAUGUAUCCUCUCGGUCCCGUGGGCUUUUCCCACCACCCCCGGCGUUUGUGACGUCUGCCAUGGGGUAAGGGGGCCAUGAGCUGAGCUGAUGAGCACGACGACGAGAGAGAAUCCUACAGUACAGCAUUUCCCGACCCGGGUGCCGGGGUGGUCCCCGAGAACCAGGCCGGGAAAAGCUGCUAUAGGAUGUGCAGGACGGCAAGCCGAACUGCUGCCACCUGCGUUCCAGUUAUCUGAGCACCCGGUUACCAGUGGCAGUAGCACUGCAUCACAAACUUGUCUUCAUCUCAUCUGCACAGCCUCAGAUUUGACUCAAAUAUCUCACAACCGCGAUGCCCGUCUUUUUCGCUCCUUUAGUUAACCUUCAGCUUCUUUGGAAAAGGUCAGGUCUGAGUCAAACGCAGGUUUCCUUUCACCCUCCGUGCUGAGUGCCUUGACAGUGCAGAUGACCGCCAGUGAUCGUAAUGUUUGGCUCCGGGCUACAUCCUUUGAUUCACCAGACUGUAAAUUGCUGAAAUAUAUUUAUUAAUCCUCUAUGUUUUCUACAAUUUGUACAAGUGUAUGAUGGAAGAAGAAAUGUUUACUUUCCAAGCUGGGUCGUCUCAUCAGGAUCUCUAAACCACAUUUUGCUUCUAAGAAAACCAAAUGUAAAUAUAUACAUAUUUCUGUUUAAAUAAAUAGAGAUGAUGCGU
Molecule: messenger RNA, 3744 nt
Organism: Paramormyrops kingsleyae
Lineage: Eukaryota; Metazoa; Chordata; Actinopteri; Osteoglossiformes; Mormyridae
Gene: kcnab1a
Product: potassium voltage-gated channel subfamily A regulatory beta subunit 1a
Biological process (GO): regulation of potassium ion transmembrane transport; potassium ion transport; transmembrane transport
Cellular component (GO): membrane; voltage-gated potassium channel complex; cytoplasm
Molecular function (GO): voltage-gated potassium channel activity; transmembrane transporter binding; potassium channel regulator activity
Source: RefSeq, a predicted model, not a curated record